AUGGUUCAGAUCAAAGCCAACCUGCUCCUCCUCCUUCUCGCUGGCUCUGCCCUGGCCACCCCACUCAAACCUAUGCCCAAACCCGACAGCCCAGCUAUACCCGAAACCCACAGCGGCCCAUCUAACCACCAGACCCAUCACAACCCUGCUCAACCCGCUAAGCAAGGUAAACGUAAGGGUAAAAGUAAACAGCCACAACAAAAUCAAGGCAGAACUCUCCAAUGCACAGUGGAUGGAAAGACGAUCAAAAUCCCCGAGAAUGCCGCCAAGGAGAUUGCCAAAAAAGCUCCCUCUGGCACUCAGUUCCUCAAAGAUCCAGAAACCCGCAAGUCAAAGCAUCGCACCCCUACCAACUACCCGCAUCAUUACGGUAAUGGCGAGGAACUUAAAUGGGACAACCAAGCUUGCAACUCGAAGAAUGUGAAGACCCAGCUGCUUGAAUUUCCGUUGCUUGAGGACAGCCCUACAGAAUUGUAUGACUGGAAUCCUUCCAAAGGAAAAGAGACCAAAGGCAAAAAUGACAAAAGGAAGAUUACGAAGGAGACGGGGCAUCCAUGCCGCGUUGUUUACAGCGCCACAGAUGGUCAUUAUUGCGGUGUCAUGUGCCACCCUUCCAUGGAUCCUGAAAAGGAUAGUUCAGUGUUCAAAAAGUGUUCUUGA
Molecule: messenger RNA, 660 nt
Organism: Aspergillus glaucus CBS 516.65
Lineage: Eukaryota; Fungi; Ascomycota; Eurotiomycetes; Eurotiales; Aspergillaceae
Exons: 2
Coding region: 1-660 (219 amino acids)
Molecular function (GO): RNA binding; RNA nuclease activity
Source: RefSeq, a predicted model, not a curated record